Messenger RNA from Rangifer tarandus platyrhynchus (Svalbard reindeer), 378 nucleotides. The record is from the annotation of a GenBank genome assembly. NCBI's taxonomy places the organism in Eukaryota, Metazoa, Chordata, Mammalia, Artiodactyla, Cervidae.
AUGCUUUCUAAGGCCCACUUGACCUCGCACUCCAGGAUGUCUGGCUCUAGGGCAGGCCACUGUCAACCCACACCUCCUCCAGAGAGUUCAUGGACGCGCACAGUUAGCUGCAAUUUUGGAGUUCUUACAGGAGAAGAGGACUGCAUGUCCUUCUACUCCACCAUCUUGAAAGGACAACAGACUGGUUCCAACUUGGGAAAGAAGUACAUCAAGGCUAUGCAUUGUCACCCUUCUUAUUUAACUGAUAUGCACAGUGUAUCAUGUGAAAUGCCAGGCUGGAUGCAGCACAAGCUGGAUUCAAGAUUGCUGGGAGAAAUAUCAAUAACCUCAGAUAUGGAGAUGACACCACCCUUAUGGCAGAAAGCAAAGAGGAAAUAA